CACAUAGAACAUUUGUAGAGUGUGAAGAAAACUUGAUGUCUCCUUCAAAAGACGACAUUUCUGCUUUUGCAGUUUACAGUUCAAAGAAAAGUAAAAGGAAAAGAAACAGGAAAUCGAGUACCAAGACAGAGGAGACGGAGGAUAUGUUUCAAGCAGCGGAGGAACCUGAUGUUGAAGAAAUUUUAAGUACUGAUGAUGACCCUAGUGCAUCUAGUCCUUGUAGUGUCAAAGACAAGAGAAAAAGGAAGAAAAGCAACAUUUCCUUUACCGUUACUAGUGAACAGUCCAGGACUCCUGGUGCUGAAAUUGUGGAUGUAGAAGAGAAUUCUGAUGAUGUAUUACUAAUUGAGAAUGCAACUCAAGGAAAAAAGAAGAAAAUUGUAUUAAAUCCUGAAAAUGAAGAAAAUGAAGAUCAGGAGGUUAUAUUUCAAGAUUUCAUCAGGAAGAAGACAAAUGGAGUGAAACUAAAAAGGAAACCCACGAAAGGGAUGAAGAAAGGCACCAUGGUUUCAGAGGACUCAUCUGUGGGUCAAGAUGUUUUCAUAGUGGAGGAUGUGGAGGACGCAGAAGAGGACAACUACAGUGGCAACAGCUUGGUGGAGGGCAAGAAGUUAUUUGCAUGGCUUAUAAAUCCAGUUGUUCCAGAAGUUUUCUUCAGAAAUGCAUGGGAGAAAAGGCCGCUACAUAUAAAACGUGGUGUUCCAGAAUACUACAAGCCAAUUAUAUCUACACCAGAUAUUGACAAAAUGUUGAGAAAUUAUAAUGUUCAGUUUACAAAGAAUUUGGAUGUAACAUCAUAUUCUGAUGGUAAAAGAGAGACACAUAAUCCUGUUGGCCGUGCUCUGCCAAGCAUUGUGUGGGAUUACUACAAGAAUGGUUGCAGUGUUCGUUUGCUUAAUCCACAGACAUUCAUUCCAAAGCUUGCUCUUUUAAAUUCAUCUUUGCAAGAAUAUUUUGGUUGUUUUGUUGGAGCAAAUGUGUACUUGACACCUCCAGACUCACAGGGCUUUGCACCGCAUUAUGAUGACAUUGAAGCUUUUAUUUUGCAAGUUGAAGGUCAGAAACACUGGAAAUUGUAUCCACCGAAGUCAGAGUCUGAAACUUUACCAAGAUUUUCAAGUGGAAAUUUCAGUCAAGAUGAAAUAGGGGACCCUAUAAUGGAAAUUACUCUAAAGCCAGGUGAUUUGUUGUAUUUUCCACGAGGUACAAUUCACCAGGGUCGUACUGUACCUGGAAUUCACUCAUUACAUGUAACACUGUCAUGCUACCAGCGCAACACGUGGGGUGAUUUAAUGGAGAAGGUAAUUACUGCAGCGGUACGAGUGGCAAUGGAAGAGAACAUUGAAUUCAGAAGAGGCUUGCCUCAGGAUUAUUUGAACUUCAUGGGUGUUGCACAUAGUGAUAAGUCAUCAACCCAGAGAACAGACUUUAUAGAGAAGAUCAAGUCUCUCAUGGCAAAACUGUUUGACCACGCACCAAUAGAUGCAGCAGUCGAUCAGAUGGGAAAGCAGUUUAUUCAUGAUGCAUUGCCACCGAUGCUAACUGCAGAAGAGAAGCAGUUCUCGUGUGUUGGCGAUGGGCUUAGAAUGGGGCCCAAUGGAGAGAUUAUUAGUGGUGGCGAAAUUACCUUGGACACAAAAAUAAAGCUUUUAAGAGCACAUGUUAUCAGGUUAGUCACCGAAGAAGAUAAUGUCCGUGUGUACCAUACUAUGGAUAAUUCUUUUGAAUAUCACAGGGAGGAACCACAGUACCUUGAGAUUUCUUUUGAGCUUGCUCCUGCUGUAGAACAUCUCAUUUGUUCCUAUCCUGAUUUUGUGAAGGUCUCAGAUUUGCCUUUGGAUUCAGAAGAGCCUAAGGUGCAGAUUGCUGGUGAUCUAUGGGAAAGAGGACUUUUAUUAACUGAUGGAGCUCUGAAGAUAAGCAUUUGUUAAUGUGAUGUUCCAUCAACUGUUCUCUUAUGUGGAUACCAGUUUUGAAUAGAGACUACUCAUGAUCUGCUGUAUGAUAAAUGUAUUGUAUGAAAUGUAUCGUGCAUGAAAUAAAUAUUACAAAUAAUA
This is a messenger RNA of Cryptotermes secundus, 2057 nucleotides long. It is a transcript of the gene NO66, whose product is annotated as ribosomal oxygenase 1. The record is from RefSeq and is a predicted model, not a curated record. The transcript has 7 exons. Gene Ontology annotation, molecular function: histone H3K36 demethylase activity; histone H3K4 demethylase activity. Gene Ontology annotation, cellular component: nucleolus. The coding region runs from base 36 to 1931 and encodes 631 amino acids. Lineage: Eukaryota; Metazoa; Arthropoda; Insecta; Blattodea; Kalotermitidae.